Olea europaea var. sylvestris is the source of this 1041-nucleotide messenger RNA. RefSeq lists its product as uncharacterized. The record is from RefSeq and is a predicted model, not a curated record. Bases 1 to 1041 code for a protein of 346 amino acids. The transcript is spliced from 2 exons. Lineage: Eukaryota; Viridiplantae; Streptophyta; Magnoliopsida; Lamiales; Oleaceae.
AUGGCGAAUAGAGUAAGAAGGAUGAUUCGUGAAGAAGUUGGGGAUGGAUACUUUUGUAUUCUUGUUGAUGAAGCACAAGCUGCAUCCAAGAGAGAACAAAUGGCUAUUAUUUUGAGGUUUGUGAAUGCUAAAGAAGUUGAUGUUAUUUGGGAGUUCUUUUCUCAUCUGGACAAUAUUAUCAACAUUAUCACUUCUUUCCCUAAGCGCUUUACGGAGUUACAAUCUACUCAAAGAAUUGAAAUUGAGCAUAUGUUAGCUAUCGGGGAGCGUGAGUCGGGAAGUGGAGCAAAUCAAGUGGGUAAUAUACAACGAUCAGGAGCAACUCAUUGUAGUUCUCAUUAUGACUCUAUAAAGAGCUUAAUAGAUAUGUAUAAUGCAACUUGCGCAGUGUUUGAAAAUCUUAGUGUUCAUUGUCCAAAUGGAAAAUCUCGAGGUGAAGUUCGUGGUACUUACGAACAUAUGAAAAGUUUUGAUUUCGUGUUUAGUUUGCAUUUAAUGCAUACCAUCAUGAGAAUAAUCGAUGUUCUUUGUCAAGCCCUUCAAAGGAAAUCUCAAGACAUUCUAACCGCUACGAGAUUCGUUUCUACUACAACAAAACUCCUCCACAAAUUAAGAGAUGAUGAUUGGGAAGAAUUUCUUGAGGAAGUGAAAAAGUUUUGCACAAAACAUGAUAUUGAGAUACCCGAUCUAGAAAGUUUAUAUAAAGUUGGUCCUUGCCGUUCUCGUGAUCCAAUUACAAUGAAACAUCAUUAUCACUUUGAUGUUUUCAAUGAAGCAAUAGAUUACGUAUUGAUGAAAUUAAAUACAAGAUUUAAUGAUACAUCAGUUGAACUUCUCACACUUAGUGCAGCGUUGGAUCCUAGGGAUUCAUUUGCAUCAUUUAACAGUCACGAUAUUUGUACACUUGCUGAGAAAUUCUAUCCUGAAGAUUUUCCAAAGGAAGAUAUUCGUAUUUUGGAAUAUGAGUUGCGACAAUAUGAGCUAGAUAUGAAGACUGAAUCUCGAUUUCAAGUAUCUACACUUGUUGAGUUAUGUCGAUAG